Messenger RNA from Zychaea mexicana, 933 nucleotides. Its product is annotated as chitin synthase III catalytic subunit. The transcript has 5 exons. The coding region runs from base 1 to 933 and encodes 310 amino acids. Gene Ontology annotation, cellular component: endoplasmic reticulum membrane. Gene Ontology annotation, biological process: protein folding. NCBI's taxonomy places the organism in Eukaryota, Fungi, Mucoromycota, Mucoromycetes, Mucorales, Lichtheimiaceae. The record is from RefSeq and is a predicted model, not a curated record.
AUGUCGCCAGUUCCUUUCAGCUUUCACCUUUUCAAAUUCGAUGGUGUGUGUCAAACGGUCGCGCUGACGCUUUGUCCACUUAUUGGAAAAUCUGAUGGUAUCGAGCCACUAUGCUAUUCACGCAAUGUAGAAUUUGCCGGCAUGCUUAUUUUUCAGCCAGGCACUUUGAUUAUGGAUAUCAUAUCGAUAUUCAUGACGAGUAUUAUGAUCUACCACAUUAAAACAAAAUAUACCGCGAUUGGCCGGAAAGAGAUCACUAUGUUCUUUCAAUUAUACCUCAUGACCAUCCUUCUCGACAUGUUACUGGUGACCAGCAUUAUUCCAAAAGCAUCGAUCCUUUACCCCUACUUUACAGCAGCACAUUUGGGCCUCAUUAGCGCAACUUUCUGGUGUCUUCUUUUGAAUGGAUUUGUCGGCUUUCAAUUCGCCGAAGAUGGUACGCCCAUCAGUCUGUGGUCGAUCCGUGUCACCUGCUUCACGAUUUGGCUCACGGUCGUAUUGAUUUCCAUCCUCACAUUCAACAACGUCGGGCCAUUCAACUACGAAACGCCGAUGGUGCUCUGGAUUAUCUAUUUCUUGGUCAACAGUGCCGCGUUUGUGAUAUAUGUAAUCAUGCAGGUCAUUCUUGUCGUGUUCACGCUGGAUGAUCCAUGGGCGCUCGGCGAUAUUGCUUUUGGCACGCUCUUUUUCAUUGUUGGACAGGUCACAAUGUAUGUGUUUUCUGUGGCAAUCUGUGAAGAGCUGAAGCACUAUAUGGACGGCCUAUUCCUGGGAAGCGCGUUCAACCUGCUUGCAGUUAUGAUGGUGUACAAAUAUUGGGAUUCCAUUACAAAGGAAGAUCUCGAAUUCGCUUUGGAUUCCAAACCGCAGCACUGGCAGAUUUUGCAACAAGUCAGAGAGGAGGAAGAGGAGAAGGAGUCGGUCUAUCAGUAG